Molecule: messenger RNA, 7781 nt
Organism: Bemisia tabaci
Lineage: Eukaryota; Metazoa; Arthropoda; Insecta; Hemiptera; Aleyrodidae
Gene: sbb
Product: scribbler
Biological process (GO): regulation of transcription by RNA polymerase II
Cellular component (GO): nucleus
Source: RefSeq, a predicted model, not a curated record
AUUCACAUUUGUAUUCCCCUCUGAGUUGGAGGCAAGUCGGUUGGGUUCUUUCUAUAUUAUGUUACGUCUCGUUUUGUCUCUCUUGUGCGCGCGGUUUAGUCCCGUCUCUCACUCCCACGAGGAGCAUUACACGCUCUUCCCUGCCUUUGCCUCCUCGCGCUCGGAUCCGAAGUGCGAAGACUUAUAAUUAUUAUUUGUGUGCCACCGUGUUUGCGCGUUCGGUGUACGAGUGCUCGUCCCCGAAUUUCGCACCCCUCGCCGGGAUACAGUGAAUUUUUAUCGGUUUUUUCGGCCGCUCCGGGUGUGAUCGUGCGUUUUUCCUGCUUCCCCGAGCCCGGUGUGUCUAUCUGGCAUCCGUUUCGCAUCGGGAAUUGAGUGAAAUUUCGCCUUUCUGUGAUAAAUUGGUGUCGUGGGCCGUCAGUAGCCUAACCCGCAUUCCGCCCUCAUCAUCCGGGUUUUGUUGUGUUUCUGUGGAAAGUGGCUGUGAUUGUGAAUAUGUGCUGAUUAUGGAUAAAGCCCCUCACCUAUUGGAUACCCUUUUGGAUUAAUUUCACCGUCAAAUCUGGAUACCUUUCGUCUUCGUUUCCUCAAACAAUCAUUUACUUUCACAGCAAGCAGAAAGUAAGAUGGUGUUGCCGCGUGAGUCUGGCGGGCGGCGGCACCCGACAGCGAGCGAGAGCGACGGCCGGCCGCGGCGCCCAUGGCUGCCCCAAUGAGAGACAGCCCGCUGGACGGCGCCACGCACGGCAGCACGGCGGCCAAAGCCCCGACCAAGGCGAAGCAAGGAACGGCCCAAGGAGGAUCCAGUGAACCCACCGCCACCACGACCACGUCGACCAACUUCGAGUACGAUGACAACGAAUGGGACGUGGGCAUCGGCGACCUGAUCAUAGACUUGGAUGCGGAUAUAGAGAAAACGAACGAGAAGAGUGUCCCCGGACCCGGAACAGGAAGUGGAGCAGUAGCCGGAAGCGGAGGCGGAGGAGGAGGAGGCGGGGUGGCGCCAGCAGCGGCACAGACCACGCCCACUCCCACCGCCAUGGCGGCCGCCGGCAAGACAGGCAAGCUCGCCGUCGAGCACUCGGCCACCGUCGACAAAGGCCUCAAGAUGAAGAUCAAGAGAACUAAGCCCGGAACCAAGACCUCCGAGGCCAAGCACGAGAUCGUCAAGCCGGGCGAGCAGCUCAACGGAGCCGCCCCCGGGGCGGGCAACGGGAACGACCCCCUGGCAGCGGGCGGCGGCAACGCGGCCCCGCCCCUACACGCCCCGCCCGCGGUCAACGCGAAUAUGAAUAGUGUGAAUAGUUGUGCAAGUGGAGCGGUGGCCUCGGGGAAGCGAGGCUCCUCGAGCCACCGCAGGGAUAAGAAACACGCGGAGAAGUCCUCGCCGGGUAUCGUCAAGACACCCGCGGGCCCGACGCCCGGCUCCACCCCCGCGGGGCCCGGGCCCCUCCCCCCGCCCCCGGUCGCCACCCCGCCCAUGGUGGCCACCGUCCCCGGGCCCGGCCCGGUCGUGGUCCCGCCCUCGCAGCCGGUCGCCACCCCCGUGCAGAACAGUGACGUCAACGGUCUAGUGCGGACGCCCGUCCAACGAGUAGUGUUCCCAGUGGCCGUGAGCGGGCCCGGGCCCCCGGUGAGUCCCAACGCCCCCGGACCCCCCGCCUCGGCGCCGCCGCCCCUCCCGGCGUCGCCCUCCGCCAAGGACGCGCCCAAGGGCGUCCCGGCGGCCCCCGUCCCGGCCGCCUCCCCCGCGGCCCUCGUCAACUCGACGGCGGCGUCGUCGGCUUCGCUACCGCACGACGACUCCCCGGCGCCCCCCACCGUCCCCCCUUCGUCGCCCUCCCCACCUCUUAUCAAAAAAAUUAAGACUGCGCCCGUUGACCCUAAGGAUAUGUUGGAUGUCUGCGUGGGUACAAGUGUGGGCACCAUUACCGAACCAGAUUGCCUAGGACCUUGCGAGCCCGGCACCAGUGUAAAUUUGGAAGGCAUCGUUUGGCACGAGACUGAAGGUGUUCUGGUCGUGAAUGUAACGUGGCGAGGAAAAACCUAUGUUGGAACUCUAUUAGAUUGUACUAGACACGAUUGGGCACCGCCCAGAUUCUGUGAUUCUCCGACUAGUGAUCUUGACGCCCGCACGCCGAAAGGAAGGGGCAAACGGGGUAGAGGUUCGAGCAACUCCAAUUCUGGCAAUGAUUUAAGCAAUUUCACCGAGACGCGAUCUUCAGUCCACAGUAAACUACGAAGUAAUAGUUCAACGAAUAACAAUGGAAACAACAAAACCAGCAGUGGGCGAAGAGGCCCGCCCGCCUCGUCACCGACACCGUUCGUGCCCCCUCGACCCGACUCCGGAACCAAGCGGAAAAAUCGGUGCGAGGAGGAGCAACAGCAGUCACCUGUGAACGGGAAGAAGACCAAACCGGCUCCAGGAGCAUCAUCCUCGUCAAGCACCUCUCUCCCUCCCCCUCCCUCCCCUGCCACCCCUGUAACGAGCAACGGGAGCGGAAGUCCACCGCCUACCUCACCAGUGCUCCUGGAAUGUCCCGAACCGAACUGCUCGAAAAAGUACAAAAAUAUAAACGGUUUGAAGUACCACCAGUCGCAUGCCCACGGUGGGUCGACCGACGAGAACGAAGACAAGGAAAUGACGAGUUUGUCGGAGAAUGAAGAGGUGCCUAGUCCGCCGGAAUCUUUAGUUCCAAACAAGUGUGAUAUUUCGAAUAGUAGUACGAAGAAGGAUGAACCCAUGAUGGUUGAUCCUCCGCCGCCGGUUGCGACGCCCGUUGCGCCAGCGACUGCUGCUCCCGAACCAAUGGUUUCAGCGGUCCCUGUCCCCGCGCCACCUACGGGCCCGGCUCAGAUAGUCCCCCCGCAACCAGAGAAAGUUGUCCCACCCGAGAGGAUAUUGCCCUCGGACGCUGAAAUGACAAGCGAUCCGACUCUCAUAAAACAAUCUGCUGGAGUCUUAAGGUUCGGUCUCACCGAUGAGUCAGCAAAGACUGCUACCGUCCUUUCGGUUCCAUCGCCAAACCAAAGGCCGGUGUCACCUGUUAACAAAGUUCCACAAUUCAAGGUGAAACCAACCUCUGCUUUGAUGCCCGAGGCAGACAAGAAAGAUAGGAAUAAUGUUAAAAUAUUGCAGCAGCAGAAGAAGAAAAGUAAAAAGUCACCAACGAGUAGUCCUCACUUGAAUGUAAUGGAGCCUAAUUUUAUGGAACAGUCGAGUGGUAGGGAAGAUGUUCAAAGUCCAGCUUAUUCAGAUAUCUCAGAUGACACAGCGCCGGUGUUGGAAGCAGAAACGGACAACAAAUCUAAAGUUAUAAACUGUGAGAAAAAGUCUGAAAGCGGGACGGCUCAGUCCCCUCAUUCAUUGCAACACUACGUUUUCCCAUACUAUGGAAAUCCUCCUUAUUUGGUGCCUUCAGUACAGACAGAUAACAAAAGUAAAGAGUUAGAGAAAACAAUACCAGAAACUAAACCUGUCAGUAAUCUAGACAAAGAAAAGAAAGAAACAAAUGUCGGCACGGAGUACCCUCCCAAGUUACUCGAGCCUCAUUUCUAUCCUUAUGGCUACGUUCCCGGAUAUCAGUAUGGUAACAUGGGUAGUUAUCCUGUGGGAAUGGUAGCUGGGGAAAAGGACUGUAAAGAAGAUAACCUUUUGAAAAGCCCAAGUCCAGCCGAACAGAACCUUAAACAAGCACCUCCAGCGCAUAUAACAUCCUUGCCUCCAAAAAUCAAAACGGAAUCAGGUAAGCUUCCAGAGAAGCCUCCGACGCAGCAAAACGAAAACCACCAGAUUCUGAAAGAGAGCAUAGAGAUCAAGAACCAAAUGCCACCAGCUUUCAUCUACCCAAGGCAACAGUCAAAUCAGCCCGGUCAGCCUCAAGCUCAGCCGCAACCCCAGCAGGUGGUGCAACAGCAACAACAGCAGCAAGAGGACCUGCGACGAUACUAUUUAUUCUCAGGUGAUCAAAGGCCAAGGAAGGACUCUUCCUCGGAGGCCCCAAUGAAAGCAACACCCCCGCCAGUUGCAACCAAACAACCACCACAAAUGCCUUUGAAAAUGAAAGAUAAAUACCCUGAAAGUGAGAAAAACUCAAAGGAUACUGAGAAAAUCAAACAGGAGGGCGUGAAACCAACCAUGGAGACGCAAGGUCCUCCCCCUCCCCCUACUUCCUCUUACGCUUAUAUCCACCCAAGUAGUUACAUGCAGUCUCCACACUAUGGUGCCAUCCCGUUCGAUCCCAGUCAUUCGAUGUACCGCAACAUGAACCCCAUGCUAGUUCCUGGUCCAUACGGCAAUAAUCCUUACUUACACCCCCAGCUGCACCCUCAGAUUCCAAGGUACCAUGCUCCUGAGGACCUCUCGCGAUCACCAUCAGGCCCGAAAGCUCUGGACCUCUUGCAGCACCAUGCUAAUCAGUACUAUUCCUCGCAUAAAAUCCAUGAGCUUCAAGAGCGAGCGAUGAAGUCACCGACGCCAAAAUCUGUGACUCCGGGGAUCUCACCGUCGGGUGGUGGAGCUCCGAAUCUUCCUCAGCAACAAACUCAGUCGCAGCAGCAGCAACAACAGGUGCAGCAACAACAGUCGCCUGGAUCGAUCACACCUCAGCCUCCCGGUGGACCUCCUCCGCCUAAUAAAACACCCACAGAUAAAGACUCACGUUCGCCCCCUCCGCAAAGGCAUGUUCACACGCACCAUCAUACGCAUGUUGGAGUUGGACUCGGGUACCCUAUUGUAGCUGGUCACUACCCCGCACCUUAUGGAGCUGCGGUGCUCGCAAGUCAGCAAGCGGCUGCAGUGGCCUCCACAGUAGGAAACAAUUACCCUGCUAAGUGAAGUGAUAUGAAACAGGAAAUGUUGACCGUCUCUCUGGACUGACUCAUGGCUGUUUAAUUUUGCAAUCUUAAUUUUAAUCAAACUUGACUUAAACUUUUACAAUUGAGGAUCCGUAAUUUUCUGCUUCUCUUUUUUUUUAUCGAAGAACUUAUUUAGAUUGUGCCUAAAAUAUAUCAGACUUUUUAUCCUGGUCUUUCACGCUCCUUCAGUGUAAAACUAGUCAUACGGGUCUUCUACCUCUGUGAAGCAGAUUUCGCUCAGUUCUUUUUUUGCCUGAAAUUAGCAUUAUAUGUGAGAAAAACGGAUCUAACAAACUCUUCAAAAGAGAUCUCUAUUGUACGUUGUUUCGUACCACGAAUGAACACAUUUUUUUCCUCUCAACACUUGGAUGAUCACUGGUAUUAUAUGUAUCCUACGCUUGGGUAGGAUUUUAUCGACUGAUACCCCUUUCUUCCUUUUUUUAAAGAAAAAGAUAAAUAAGUGUAUACAUUUAUUGUGCAUGUUUUCCCUUUGAGCAGUAGCCACCAUGAAAACAAUGUUAAAUCUUAGAAUUUACAAUCAGAUUUUUACCCUGAUGCAAAUACACUGGUUUUUGUUGCCAAUGAUAGGUUAGCUCCAAAUCUAUCCGCCCUCACAACUAUGAACUAUUGAUGUUUUUAUUUAACAUAGUGUAUCUAUUUAAAUUGAUGUAAAUACACAUACCCGAAGUAGCUUAAAUAAUCAAAGAGGAAAAUUCUUUGAUUAUGGUGUUAUGAUUCCAAAAUUAGGAAGCUCUCUCAGUCCCAUAAAAAAUGUUGUCUUUUUUAAGGACCUUUCAACAACUAUCAUAAACUUCAUCGGGUCAAUUUCUGAAUUUUUAACUACCGCUCCAUCUCAAAAGCAUAGGAAGUAUAGCCUUAUUGUGGAAAGUAUUUCUGCAUAGUUGAAUAUUUUAAAACUUGAUGAGAGGGGAGAAAAAAGAAAGUUAGUUUCUUUGGUGUGCAACCUAAUCCAGAAAAGGAGCAAAGAUAAAACUGGAAGCUUCUGCUAUUUUCUUAACGAUAUUGAUUGAGCUUCAUGUCGCAGUGAUAAUUGAAUCGAAACAUGUAGUGUAAAUAACUUGUAACUCACCUAGGUUUACUUAAAUCAUGUAUUAUAUUAGUAGACAUUGUAAUUUUGGAUAAUUUUGAAAAAGUUGUGUUCAAUAAAGAUUUUGUACGUGAAACCCUCUUGAAUUUUCGUGUUCCCCUCUCCGUAUUUUCUCACUCUAAUUGGCCGAAUAGGUAUGCUUUUACAAAUAGCUUUAAUUUCAGAAAUGCUUACAGUCGUUCAAAAAUUGCUUGCAAUGUAGAUGCCCUGUUCCUGAAAGUAUUCUUUUCUCAUAAAUGGCAGCUCUUUCUUCUUUAGAGAGUAACUCUUUUUCACCUCCUUUUUUAUUUAAUCUUGAGUUCCUGUCUAUGUCCUGGAAAUUAAAUUUUAGAGUUAUCUUCAAUAUUGAAAUUUUCUCUCUGUAGUUACAUCUUAAAGACCAUCGCUCCACCCAAAUAUGCUGUAUCAAAAGUGAAAACAAGCCUUAAAGUAGUUUCAGCUCAAAGCUAUGUCACACUCCUUAGUAGCUUGUCAGUUGUAUUCAUCAGGAGAAAAAAUUAUCUCACAAGAAGUGUCUGCAUUGAAUGUGAGGCACUUAUGAUUUGAUAAUGAAGCAUUUUGUUCUUUUGAGUUAUAAUAGGGCAAAAUUUUAGAAUCUUAGAAAAAAUAAAAGCUGGUCUACAUAGAAAUCAUAGUGUGAGAAUUUUUAACUAGCCGAAAGAUUUAGAGCUUUUUCCAUCAAAUGCCAUGCAAAGCAGGGAAUGAAAGAUUUGCCCACAGAGAAUAGGAGAGAAUCGCUGACGAUGAAGAGCAAAAAUCAAAAUGUUUUGAAAAGCGACAAUAAAGAGGCCAGCGAGAGAGAAAACAAAAAUGAAAUUAGUCUUAUCAAGUGAUGAAUUGUACAUUUAUCUUCAUUCCUUAAAAUUAUAAUGUAAAUUUUCUUGAAUGUAAUUGUUUAUUUUUAUCUUUCCCUCCUCCCCUCAGUGUAAUGAUGUAAAUAGUUUAUGUGCUCUUGCAAACUUAAAUGCAACAUACAUCUAUUUAUGUGUACUGUAGUAUUUUUUAUACUAAGCUUUUGUUUGUAUAUUAUAGAACAAAUGAAGCAGAUAGAAAUUUGAAACAAAACGGAUAAUAUAAACAUGAACUUUUUAUUAAUAGUAGACAUUAUUUUUUGUACAGAUAUUGUAUCAAAUUCAUGUAGUUUUUAUACUAGAUCUCAUCAAUCACCCAAUUCUUCCGGAGCUUAACCCUUUUGAGUAUCUUAUACUCUCCUCAUUCACAAUGAUUAAUAAACAUAAUUCUUCUUCGGAUUAUUUUUCUAAAAACUCAUCUGUCAGAAGUAACAGCGACUCCUCUUUUUGAAUGAUUUCUAAUCAUUACUUUUAUGAUUUUCUUGCUUUCUUUUAUAUUUUUUAUUUGUUUUUAAUUUUUCCCCAUCUCGUUGCAUUUAAAGUAGAAUUUAUGAAAAAUCUAAAGUGCAUUUUCAAAACAGUAACAACAACUGCUGUUUCCUUUUGACAAACACUGUCUCAAAAUUAACAUCUCUGACUCUUGGUUUCUCAAUUUUUAUCCCUAUUUUUUUCUCGUUAAAUUAGCUUUGCCUUGAAUUUUUCAGUUUCUUAGUUCAUUCAUUUUCCAUUGGCUGUAGGUUAUACUAAGUUACCCGCCCCGCUCCAAUUGAUGUUUGUAUUAUCUAUCAGUUUGACUAAUAAUUCUCUCGAUUUCCGAAUAGGCUGAAAAAAGAAUUCAAAAGAAUGGUUUAUAAUAUUUUUUCAAUGAACAUUCUAAACAAUAAAUUAUAAGACGGUUUCAUUUAUUUGCAAUACUCUUUGUUUCAGUGGUUAUAAAAUAAAGCUUUGUAUAAUAUCAUUUUUCA